GCUGGUGGACUGGGAACAAGCUCAGGUGCUCCGAAGGUGAGGCGGUUGGCAUGGCACCCCGACCGUCCUCAGGAGAAUUAUGGGGUCUCCAUCUGAUGCCCCCGCGCAUCCUGGUGGACUGCUGUCUCCCCAACGGGAUGAUGGUGAGUCUGGAGUGUCUUCGAGAAACUCCUCUCAUCAACAUCAAGCAGCAGCUCUUCACAGAGGCCAGGAAGUAUCCCCUCUACCAUCUUCUCCAGGAGGAGUCCAGCUACAUCUUUGUGGGCGUGACCCAGGAAGCAGAGAGGGAAGAAUUUUACGAUGAGACCAGGAGGCUGUGUGACCUUCGCCUGUUUCACCCCAUCCUGAAAGUGAUUGAGCCGCUGGGAAAUCGCGAGGAGAAGAUCCUAAACCGAGAGAUUGGAUUCGCCAUCGGGAUGCCAGUCUGCGAGUUUGAAAUGAUGAAGGACCCGGAAGUUCAGGACUUCCGUCGAGCCAUACUGGGUGUUUGCAGGGAGGCCAUGGAAGAGCGUGAGGGAGGUGGCGCCCACAGCCAAGCACUCUAUGUUUACCCCCCAAAUGUAGAGUCCAGCCCCCAACUGCCACAGCACAUCUACAGCAAGCUGGACAAAGGAAGACUGAUUGUAACCAUCUGGGUGAUCGUGUCACCGACAAACUCCAAACAGAAAUACACGCUCAAGGUGAGCCAUGACAGCCUUCCCGAACAGCUGAUAGCAGAGUCCAUCAGGAAGAAAAGCAGAUCCAUGCACCUUUCCCCUCAGCAGCUCCGCCUCUGUGUUCAGGAGUACCAGGGCCAGUACAUCCUCAAGGUACGCACGGACGUCAACGCUCAGCACGCUGGCCUGUGUUACGCACACGAUCCAUCUCCUCAGGUGUGUGGCUGUGACGAGUACCUGUUGGAAAAGUAUCCGCUCAGUCAGUACAAGUAUAUCCGCUCCUGUAUCAUCGUGGGUCGUCUUCCUCACCUCAUGCUGGUCUCCAAGGAUAGUCUUUACUGUCAACUUCCCGCUUCCAGCUUCGUCACACCUUCCUACAGUCGCCGGACUCCCCAGCCAUCUCCCUGUCCCGGAGGGUCCGAUGGCUCUCCGCCACGCUCGCUGUGGGCCUUCAACACCCGGCUGAGGGUCCGACUGCUCUGCGCCACCUAUGUCAACGUCAACAUCCGAGAUAUCGAUAAGAUCUACGUACGAACGGGGAUUUAUCACGGAGGAGAGCCGCUGUGCGACAACGUCAUCACGCAAAGGGUCCCGUGCUCCAACCCGAGGUGGAACGAAUGGCUGACCUACGACAUCUACCUGGCUGACCUGCCCCGCUCCGCCCGACUUUGCCUGUCUAUCUGCUCAGUGAAGGGAAGGAAAGGGGCUAAGGAGGAACACUGUCCUCUGGCCUGGGGAAACGUCAAUCUUUUCGACUAUAAGGACAUUCUGGUUUCAGGAAAAGUGGCACUGGGUUUAUGGCCCGUUCCCCACGGCUUAGAGGACUUGCUGAACCCGAUCGGGGUCGCCGGCUCCAAUCCCAACAAGGAAUCUCCCUGUGUUGAACUUGAGUUCUCCUGGUUCAACCAGCCGGUUGUCUUUCCAGACGAGCAGCAAAUUGAAGAACAUGCCAACUGGACCAUCAGCAGGGAGCUGGGCUUCAACUACACACAUGGCCUGAACAGUCGCCUGGCGUGCGACAGCAGCGUCUCGGCAAGCGACGCUGAGCAGCUUCGAUCUCUCUGCUCCAAAGAUCCUCUCUACGAACUCUCGGAACAAGAGAAGGACUUCCUGUGGAGACAUAGACAUUACUGUGUCAAUAUCCCUGAGUCUCUACCUAAGCUGCUUCUUUCUGUCAAAUGGAAUUCCAGAGAUGAAGUAUCUCAGAUGUACUGCCUUUUGAAGGAAUGGCCUCUGAUGGAAUCUGAGUCGGCUCUGGAGUUGCUGGACUGUAACUUUCCUGAUCCGAUGGUGAGAGAGUUUGCACUACGCUGCCUGGUGCAGAGCCUGACGGACGACAAGCUGUCCCAGUACCUACUGCAGCUCGUUCAGGUGUUGAAAUACGAAAUGUACCUGGACAACCCCCUGGCUCGUUUUCUUAUCAAGAAAGCCCUGAUCAAUCAGAGGAUUGGACACUUCUUCUUCUGGCAUCUCAAAUCCGAGAUGCACAACAAAACGGUGUCGCGCCGCUUUGGCCUGCUGCUGGAGGCCUUCUGCAGAGCGUGUGGCAUGUACCUCAAACAUCUGAACCGACAGGUGGAGGCCAUGGACAAACUGGUGAACCUCACAGAUACCCUGAAGCAGGAAAAGAAGGACGAGACACAGAAAACUCAGAUGAAGUUCCUGGUUGAGCACAUGUCCCGUCCAGAUUACAUGGAAGCUCUGCAAGGAUUCGUUUCUCCUUUGAACCCCGUGCACCAGCUGGGACACCUCAGAUUGGAGGAGUGCAGGAUAAUGUCGUCCGCGAAACGUCCCCUGUGGUUGAAUUGGGAGAAUCCUGACAUCAUGUCGGAGCUGCUCUUCACCAACAACGAGAUCAUCUUCAAGAAUGGCGACGAUCUACGGCAGGACAUGCUGACACUACAAAUUAUCAAAAUUAUGGAGAAUAUCUGGCAGAACCAAGGCUUGGACCUGCGCAUGCUCCCCUACGGAUGCUUGUCCAUCGGCGACUGUGUUGGACUCAUCGAGGUGGUGAAGAGCAGUUUCACCAUCAUGCAGAUUCAGUGCAAAGGAGGCCUAAAGGGGGCGCUGCAGUUUAACUCCAACACUUUACACCACUGGAUUAAAGACAAGAACCGUGGAGAGGCGUAUGACCGUGCCAUCGACUUGUUCACCAGAUCAUGUGCCGGCUACUGCGUGGCCACGUUCAUCCUGGGAAUCGGCGACCGCCACAAUUCCAACAUCAUGGUGAAGGAGAAUGGGCAGCUCUUCCACAUCGAUUUUGGUCACUUCCUGGACCACAAGAAAAAGAAGUUCGGCUACAAGCGGGAGCGCGUCCCUUUUGUCCUCACGCAGGACUUCCUGAUAGUCAUCAGCAAAGGAGUCCAGGAGUCGACCAAGACAAAAGAGUUUGACAGGUUCCAGGAGAUGUGCUACAAGGCCUACCUGGCCAUUCGCCAGCACGCCAGCCUCUUCAUCAACUUAUUCUCGCUGCUGCUCGGAUGCGGGAUGCCUGAACUGCAGAGCUUCGACGACAUUGCCUACCUGAGGAAAACACUGGCACUGGAGAAAAGCCAGCAGGAGGCGCUGGAGUACUUCAGCAAACAGAUGAAUGACGCUCAUCAUGGAGGCUGGAGCACCAAGAUGGAUUGGAUCUUCCACACCAUCCGACACAUGCCUAAUGAGCACUAAUUAACUAACGCACACACACUACCAGCGUUGUCACAGCAACAACGCCAAUCUCAGGGUUGCGAGUCCGAGUAUGCCAAAGGCGUCUUCCCUUUCUUCGGUGCUAAUGUUAAAGCCAGUGAGCUGCUGUUGUAGCAUCCAUUUAAAACAAACUUUAUUGACCAGCUGCUGUGAAGACACAAAAAAAAAGCAAUAAAAACUUUUGAGACAAUCAGCCCGAAGCUAAUCAGGGGGUAAGGGGAA
Messenger RNA from Syngnathus typhle (broad-nosed pipefish), 3566 nucleotides. RefSeq lists its product as uncharacterized. The transcript is spliced from 26 exons. Gene Ontology annotation, cellular component: phosphatidylinositol 3-kinase complex, class IB; phosphatidylinositol 3-kinase complex, class IA; plasma membrane. NCBI's taxonomy places the organism in Eukaryota, Metazoa, Chordata, Actinopteri, Syngnathiformes, Syngnathidae. Gene Ontology annotation, biological process: cell migration; phosphatidylinositol-3-phosphate biosynthetic process; phosphatidylinositol 3-kinase/protein kinase B signal transduction. The coding region runs from base 51 to 3326 and encodes 1091 amino acids. The record is from RefSeq and is a predicted model, not a curated record. Gene Ontology annotation, molecular function: 1-phosphatidylinositol-3-kinase activity; 1-phosphatidylinositol-4-phosphate 3-kinase activity.